Molecule: messenger RNA, 1665 nt
Organism: Nipponia nippon (crested ibis)
Lineage: Eukaryota; Metazoa; Chordata; Aves; Pelecaniformes; Threskiornithidae
Source: RefSeq, a predicted model, not a curated record
AUGGAGAGCUUGGGCUUGCAAGCGGUGACCCUUAGUGAUGGGACGACAGCCUACAUUCAGCAGGCUGUCAAAGGUGAAAAACUGAUCGAAGGGCAAGUCAUUGAACUUGAAGAUGGGACCACAGCUUAUAUCCAUCAGGUGACAGUUCAGAAAGAGUCUGUGGCUUUUGAAGAUGGUCAACCAGUAGAGUUGGAAGAUGGUAGUAUGGCCUACAUACAUGACACAGCUAAAGAAAGUUAUGACCCCAGCACCUUUGAGGCCGUCCAGCUGGAGGAUGCUGCCUACAUACAUCGUCCUGUCAUCAUGCCACCUGGCAGCACCAUCCUGGAAGUGCAGGCAGAAACUGGGCUAGAGGAGUUGGCUGGAGAGAAUGAAGAUGAUGCCUUCGAUGUUGAGACCAUUAAUGCAUUAAAGCAGUAUGCCAGUAAGGAUUUGCAGGAGGAGGAAGUGCACAGCAAUGAGAAGGGACAGCAGGCUGGCAGUAGAGCUUUCCGUUGUGGGUACAAAGGCUGUGGCCGCUUCUAUACCACCGCCCACCAUCUAAAGGUGCAUGAAUGUGCUCACACAGGUGACCGGCCAUAUAUGUGCAUCUUCCCAAGCUGUGGGAAAGCAUUUGCUACAGGGUACAGGCUGAAGAGCCACGUGAGAACGCAUACCGGUGAGAAACCAUACAAGUGUCCAGAAGAUGUGUGUAGCAAAGCCUUCAAAACCUCUGGGGAUCUACAGAAACACAUCCGGACACACACCGGUGAGCGUCCCUUCAAGUGCCCCUUUGUGGACUGCGGCCGCUCUUUCACCACAUCCAACAUCCUCAAGGUUCACAUCCGAACACACACAGGUGAGAGACCGUACAUGUGUCCAGAGCCCAACUGCGGAAGGGGCUUCACCAGUGCCACCAAUUACAAGAACCACAUGAGAAUCCACACAGGAGAGAAGCCCUACAUGUGCACUGUGCCAGGCUGUGGAAAGCGCUUCACAGAGUACUCCAGCCUCUACAAGCACCACGUGGUCCACACGCACUGCAAGCCGUAUGCCUGCAAUAGUUGUGGGAAGACCUACCGCCAGACCUCCACGCUGGCCAUGCACAAGCGCAGCAGCCACGGCGAGCUGGAGGCCACGGAGGAGAGUGAACAGGCCCUCUAUGAACAGCAGCAGCUGGAGGCUGCUGCUGCUGACAGAGGCUCCCCCCUGAAGAGCCAGCAUAUUGCUUUCCUGUCAGAGAUGGAGGAAGAGGAAGAUGAUGAUGAUAUGCCUACACAGGUCUCACUUAUGUCUCAGGAUGGGACAGAGCAGGUCAGUUUGUCACAGGAAGACCUGCAGGCCCUGGGCAGUGCAGUCAGCAUGGUGACGCAGAGCGGUGCCCUCCCCAUGCCCGAGGAAGAGCUGGUGGGUGGUGACACACACACCAUGACUGUGGCCAGUACGGAUGGCACUGAGACACAGCCAGUUACCUUAGUCUCUUCUGGGGCAGUCAUGUCUGAAGAAUCAGCCAUCACAUCCCUCAGUCAUCAGCAGGUGGCAUUGCUGGCUACAGCCAAUGGCACCCACAUCGCAGUGCAGUUAGAAGAGCAGCAGAGCCUGGAGGAAGCCAUCAGCAUGGCCGCAGCAGCAAUCCAGCAUGAACCUCUAACACUUGACACAGCCGUGUCUGAGAAUGGGUGCUGA